Sorghum bicolor (sorghum) is the source of this 1702-nucleotide messenger RNA. RefSeq names its product signal peptide peptidase 1. Gene Ontology annotation, cellular component: membrane; cytoplasmic side of endoplasmic reticulum membrane; lumenal side of endoplasmic reticulum membrane. The transcript is spliced from 12 exons. Gene Ontology annotation, molecular function: aspartic endopeptidase activity, intramembrane cleaving. The record is from RefSeq and is a predicted model, not a curated record. Gene Ontology annotation, biological process: membrane protein proteolysis. Lineage: Eukaryota; Viridiplantae; Streptophyta; Magnoliopsida; Poales; Poaceae. The coding region runs from base 378 to 1412 and encodes 344 amino acids.
CGAGGAAAACGCAGACAGAUUUCUUCCUUUCCAUUAACUGCCCCCGUUUCCCUCCUCCCUUCCGCCCCGGACUUCUUCGAUUUCGUCCUGCUCGCCCGUCCCCAAAUUCUUCCUCCUCCCAUCCCGUGCAGCCGGCCUCACCGCCGGCGACGGGACGCGGAGACCUGGGCUGCCCCCUCCGUCCGCCGUUCUCCUCCCUCCCUUCGUCUCCCCCCCGCCAAAACCUUCCUCUGCGCCGGCGUCGCGGGGUCAACAGCAGCCGGUGACUGAUCUCUUCGUUCCUCGGAUAACACCUCUUCUGAAUCAUCAUCUUCGCAGGUUCACUUUGAUAUUCCAACAAAGGGCACCGUGCUGAUCUCCCAGAUUAUUGCCUAAUCAUGAGGACGCAUGAACGAGCUGCCAAUUUGGCUCUUGCUGGUCUGAGCUUGGCACCACUUGUGGUUAAUGUAAACCCAAAUGUGAAUGUGGUACUGACAGCGUGCCUUACUGUCUAUGUGGGUUGCUACCGUUCUGUCAAGCCAACUCCACCCUCUGAGACCAUGUCCAAGGAGCAUGCUAUGCGGUUCCCCUUAGUUGGAAGUGCUAUGCUUUUAUCACUGUUCCUCCUAUUCAAGUUUCUCUCCAAAGACUUGGUCAAUGCUGUGCUCACUGCCUACUUUUUCAUUCUAGGCAUUGUUGCUCUCUCUGCAACACUCCUUCCUUCUAUAAAACAUUUUCUUCCAAAAGAGUGGAAUGAUAAUCUCAUCGUCUGGCGGGCUCCAUUUUUCCACUCACUCUCGGUGGAGUUCACAAAGUCCCAGAUUGUUGCUUCAAUACCUGGAUUUUUCUUUUGCUUGUGGUAUGCGUCAAAGAAGCAUUGGCUUGCCAACAAUGUUCUGGGAUUGGCUUUCUGUAUUCAGGGGAUUGAGAUGCUGUCAUUGGGAUCAUUUAAAACCGGAGCUAUUCUCUUGGGUGGACUUUUUGUGUAUGACAUUUUCUGGGUGUUCUUCACUCCAGUUAUGGUCAGUGUGGCUAAAUCUUUUGAUGCUCCGAUAAAGCUUCUGUUUCCAACUGCAGAUGCUGCACGGCCAUUCUCCAUGCUUGGCCUUGGUGACAUUGUAAUACCUGGUAUAUUUGUCGCACUUGCCUUGCGCUUUGAUGUCUCAAGAGGUAUCAAGAACCGUUACUUCAACAGUGCAUUUUUGGGAUACGCUGUGGGUAUGACUGUGACCAUCAUUGUCAUGAACUGGUUUCAAGCUGCACAGCCUGCUCUACUAUACCUUGUUCCUGGUGUGGUUGGUUUCGUCGCUGUUCCCUGUCUGUGGUAUGGAGAAGUGAAACAGCUGCUGGAGUUUGACGAGUCAAAAGCUGAGGCGGAGGAAGGCAGCGCAGAAGAUGAUGAUAGUUCUAAAGGCAACAAAAAGGUGGACUAGCAUUCUAGCAGGAUUUAGGUCCGGAGGUCAAAGGACAGGAAGACAGUUUUCGUGUAAGGUCGUCUGGCAGCUAAAUGGGCUUGAUGACCUCUAAUACCGGGUCGGCUUACUUAAGAAAUGAGAAAUGGUUCAACAUGAUAUAAGUUUUUUUUUUUCGCUUUGUGGAUUAUUUUUCCUGAACUAGAGAGUGGAAGAUGAGGGAAAAUAGAUGUUACUUGCGAUGUCCUAACUUGCUCCUGAUUUGUUAAGGAAAUCGCCAGAACUCUGAUUGGGCCGACGCAUUCAUGCCA